Messenger RNA from Cuscuta europaea, 2292 nucleotides. The record is from the annotation of a GenBank genome assembly. Lineage: Eukaryota; Viridiplantae; Streptophyta; Magnoliopsida; Solanales; Convolvulaceae.
UUAAUUCUCAGCUCAUCCCAAAUUAAUUCCCUGCCGGCCCAGAUACCUGGCACCCUACGACGCAUGGCCGCCUCCCGACCGGCGCCCGGUCCUGAUCCUUCUAAUGCUGCGACCCCGAAUUUCGAUUCUUCCCAUAAUCCAGCUCCUUCGGCCCCAGACUUCAGUACUUCCUGAGUUCCCGGAAAUAUGAAAAGCACAUCAGUAAUUGUUUUACAUUUAUGCAGCAUGUUCCUUUUAGGAUGUUCAGACAUUGUAACUUUACAAUAGUCUUCUAGAAUAGCCAUUCAUUUUGAGCGGCAAAACACUGUCCACAAUCUUUUGCUCUUAUAUUCAGAUAGAUAUAAGAGAUAGAUGUAGAGAAUGAAUUAUUCAUCAGUUCCAAUUCAUUCACCGGUCUAGACAAUGAUUCGACUAUCCCUUACAGCCUACAUACCCAUAUUCCAGAUGCACGUUUCACAAUCUUUACUGUUUCAUUCAACUUUUGCUGAAAGACCCAGUCUUUUGUCACCUGAAACCCAAAAUCAUGAAAACUUCGACUCCCAAAAGCACAAAGACUGGCUCAGUCCUACACAAGUGAUCAAAAUUUUCCAUAAUCUGAAAGACCCAUAUUCAGCCUUGAAUCUGUGGACACAAAUCUCAAAACGAAAAGACUACAGCCCUAGUGAAGCACUCUACUCAGCGGUCAUCAACAAGCUUGCCAAUUCCAAGAACUUUGACGCAAUUGACACCCUUAUGGAAAGAAUCAAAUGUGAGAGAAAAUGCAGGCUUUCCGAUGAGUUUUUCUACGAGGUGAUCAAGAUCUAUGGGAAUGUAGGUGGAAGAAUAAACAGAGCCACAUCUACCCUCUUUGAUAUGCCUAAUUACAAGUGUUGGCCGAGUGUAAGAACAUUCAAUUUUGUUCUGAACUUGCUCGUGAACACAAAGCAGUUUGAUGUUGUUCACGAAGUGUUUUUGGGUGCCUCGAAGUUGGGUAUCGAGAUAGAUGCAUGUUGCUUGAAUAUCAUCAUAAAGGGCUUAUGCAACUGUGGGAAACUCGACAGUGCAUUCCAAGUGCUUGAAGAAUUUCCUAAGCAAAAUUGUAGGCCUACUGUGAGGACUUUUUCAACAAUUAUGCGCGCACUCUGUGAUCGCGGUUGCGUUGAGGAUGCAUAUGGGUUGUUGGAGAGGAUGGGAAAGGAAGGAGUGGAUCCGGAUACAAUCACAUUUAAUAUCUUGAUUUCGGGACUUAUGAAGCAAGGGAGAGUUGAAGAGGGGAUUGAGGUUUUCAUGAAGUUGAUGAACAAAGGUUGUGAUCCAAACGGGGGGACUUUUCAGGAGGUGUUGUAUGGGCUUCUCAGUACCAAAAGGUUUGUUGAUGCCAUAGGCUUUAUGGGAAUGAUGAUUGAAAAAGGAGAGAAUCCGAGUUUCAAGUCGUAUAAAUUGGCUAUUCUUGGCCUGUGUGAUCAAAAUCUAACUGCACAACUCGACUGGCUACUAAAGCAAAUGGUUAGGCAUGGGUUUGCACCAACAAUGGGGAUGUGGAAAAGGAUGGUCGAGUGCCUGUUGCUACAUUCCGAUCAUUGACUGAUUGACUCCUGUAGAAGCUUUGAACGUUUUUUCCAAAUUAUUAUUAUUAUUGAUUAUUGUUGUUAUUAUUUUUAUUAUUAUUAUUAUGAUUAUCAUAAUCAUCAUCAUCGUUGUACAUAUUGAAGAGCAGUUUCCAAUUAAGAAUUACUACGUAAGAUGGAUGGCAACAAGUUUUCGCUUUAUCUGAUUUGCCCUUUUAUCUCUUGAUCCUCAAAGAUUGAGAACAGUAUUGUUAACUCAAAUGCAACCUCUUCUUCAGUCAUUAAUUUGGCCAAUAACAAGUUUUCUGGUGAAAUACCCUUCUUCGGACAAGGGCAUAUGGGUGGAAGAAUGUAAGAGUUCUUGUUCCUGAAAGGACAAGGGCAUAUGGGUGGAAGAAUGUAAGAGUUCUUGUUCCUGAAAGGGGUUGGGUUGAGGAUGGAUUUGCAGUUUUUGGGUGUGAGUUGCAAUUGUUGUGGAGAUGUAAGUUUCAGGUCCUUGAGGCUUGAGCCUGGUAUUAGAGCAAAAGUCCAAUUGGUGUUCAUACUUUGACAACUUAGCUUUGUUCUCCCAUGCUGUUCUUUUGUUGUAUUCACACUGCACUAUGUUGUUUCUUCCUUUAUACCGAGUAUUUGUUGGUUUUUUCUUUUCAUUCUGAGAUGCUUAUUUCCUAUAUAGUCACAUACUCAUGGAUUCUCCUAAAGCAUGUACUUUUAUUUCAUUUUUUGUGCCUUUGCGCCUUUGCGG